Molecule: messenger RNA, 1440 nt
Organism: Theileria annulata
Lineage: Eukaryota; Apicomplexa; Aconoidasida; Piroplasmida; Theileriidae
Exons: 5
Coding region: 1-1440 (479 amino acids)
Source: RefSeq, a predicted model, not a curated record
AUGGGUACACCAUUAAUUAAUUUAAAUAAAUAUUCCGUAACGGGGUCUUCCGUUACGGUGACUGGUACUACGGGAAAGGGAACUAAUAACACUUUUAGUACCACCAACAGUACUAACCUUACCAAAGGUACUAGUACUAAGGAUAUUAAUACUAAGGAAAGCCCUUUUGGGGUUGUUACUAAGGAUAUUAGUACCGUAGGACCAAGCACCGUAACUGAGGAGAAAAAUACUAAUAAAAUUGCUGUUGUAACUAAAACUGGGGAGUCAAGUACUUUUAUGGAUACUGUGGAUAUUAGUAAGGAUACUAAGGGUAAGGAUAUUAAGGGUAGUGAGGGAGUUACUAAUACUAAGGUAGCCCCUUUCGGGGAUAAGGUAGCCCCUUUUGGGGCUGUUGGUUGCCGUGGACCAGUCACCGUAACGGGGAAAAAUCCAAUAGAAAAAGUAAUAAAAAUAUAUUGGAUAAUGAUAAUAUUAUGUAUAGUAGAUUUUAUAGGUUCAUUAUUUGAUGUAUUUAUAUCAUUAGGAUUAAAAACACCACCAUAUCCAGUACAUAAUGGUUUAGUAAUGCAAUUUCUCUUAACAAAAGUUGCAGCAUUUUUACCAUUAAGAUUCCCAAUACUAUUUCUAAUUUAUAUUGUAUAUUUCAUUGGAUUAUUUACUUGUCAAUUCUUUUUUCAUCAUAUACAAGCAUUAAGAUAUAUAACUAUGCAAGUUACUAGUCAAAUUGUUAUUGGUAUUGAUUUAAUUUUAUUUAAUUUAUUUUUUAUUGAUUUUAUAAUUUUUAUGAUUUAUAUUUUGUAUAUAAUUUAUCAAAUAGUUUAUGGAUUCCAUAUAAAUACUAAAACACAUUUUAAUAUAAUAACAAAUAUAAAUAUUAAUUUUAAUAAUUUAAAUACUAGUGAUUAUGGAAAUUGGAAAUUAUAUUCAAGAAGAUUUGAAAUAUAUAAAUUAAGAAGACAAAAAGAAAUUUAUGAUUCAUUUGAAUCAAUAUUUACUCGACAAAAAGGAAUUUAUAUUGGAAAUAAUAUUAGUCCUGAAUUAAUUCAUAGUAUUAGUGUUAUGGAAGUUAAACUUAAUUCCAAUUGUACACAUGCUGAUAUUUUUAUUCUCAUUUCUGGUGAUUCUUUUCAACAACGUCAAUGUUAUUCAUGGUUAAAUCGUAAUAAUAAAAGAUUAAGAUAUUUAAUGGGACAAAUGUUAAGAUAUCGUAAAAAUGUUCCUACUAUAAAUUUUCAUCCAUAUAAUUUCAAAUCUUUCGGUAAAUUACAAUUUAAAUCACAUUAUAAAAUAGAUGGAGAGGAUGGAAUAGAUGGAGUAGAUGGAGAGGAUGGAGUAGAUGGAGUAGAUGGAGUAGAUGGAGUAAUAGACGGAAUCGACGGAGAAGUGGAAGAAGAAAAUACUAAAUCACAAGAAGAAAUAAAAUUAAUAAAUAUAAUAUAA